This is a messenger RNA of Periophthalmus magnuspinnatus, 725 nucleotides long. RefSeq names its product guanylyl cyclase-activating protein 2-like. Gene Ontology annotation, biological process: visual perception. Gene Ontology annotation, cellular component: cone photoreceptor outer segment; photoreceptor inner segment. The record is from RefSeq and is a predicted model, not a curated record. Lineage: Eukaryota; Metazoa; Chordata; Actinopteri; Gobiiformes; Gobiidae. Gene Ontology annotation, molecular function: calcium ion binding; calcium sensitive guanylate cyclase activator activity. The transcript is spliced from 4 exons. The coding region runs from base 162 to 725 and encodes 187 amino acids.
UUCCUCACCCACAAGCACCGAAGCUCUUUCACAGCUCUUCCACUGCGCGCUCACGGCACUUACACCUGCCCAAACCAGCCCAGAAACCACGGGAAACGUUUCACCAAAGCUCCGGUACGCAUUGGAGCGAGGCACCGGGGGAUUCACAAACAGACGCCGACAUGGGGCAAAAGGAGAGCCGCAACGAGGAGAUGGAUUUGGCGCAAGUGCAGGAGCUAUGCAUUAUUUUCAUGAAGGAGUGUCCGAGCGGAGCGUUACAUUUGCACGAGUUUAAGCGGAUCUUUGGGGUCCAGAGUAGCAGCGAGGAGGAGUCCACCUACAUAGAGACGGUUUUCCGCUCGUUUGAUACAAAUAAGGAUAACAGACUGGACUUCCUGGAGUACGUGGCGGCGCUACACCUGAUCCUCAGAGGAAACCUGGAGGACCGUUUAAAAUGGUCCUUUAAAAUGUACGACAAAGACGGCAAUGGCAAACUGGACCGCAGCGAGGUCAAGAACCUGAUACGGGUAAUCCAAAAAAUCCGAGUCCACCGGAGCGACAUGGACAUGACCCCAACGCAAAUCUGUGACAGAAUAUUUGAACUGGUGGAUCAAAACCACGACGGUCAGAUCACAUUGGCUGAAUUCAUGGAGGGGGCCCAAAAGGACGAGUGGGUUAUGCAGCUUCUCAAACUGGAUGUAAACGCUACAGGAUGGGUCAUACAGAACUGUGGAAAACUACCCUAA